UGGUGCAUUAGGCGCUGCACAGAUUUCAGAUCAGUUGGCCGUGAAAACGACAGGUGCAGGUGCUUUUUGCUGUUCUUCUAAAAUGCGCUAAACGUUGAUUCUCUUUAUAGUAUACUAAUACUUUUAAUCUCGUAUGUGAUGUGAGAAAAAGCGUGCCAUUGUUUCCAUCUUGAGAACUGAGCCAUUAUGUUUCCUUCGGCGCAUCAUAUCCAGCGGGCGCUCAUCUGUUCUGUUCUUCUCUUUAUGACGACGACAGUCAUGACGCGAUCCUCUUCAACCUCUGAUCUCAAAUCCAAAAUAUCUGGUGUGGAAGAACUGCUGGAGGAGUUCCGUAAGCAGUUACAGCAGGAUGAGUCGGACUCGAGGGAGGAUGAGGAGGAUGGAGACCGCUGUAUCAGUGGCUUCAAAGCGGUGGAGGAGCGCAUCAUUCGCGCCAGCGCAUCCAUCGAGCAGGGCGCCGCGUUUUUGUCCGCCCCGCAGAGGGUGUUUAGCUGGAGGGACUGCGUGCAUGCCUGCUGCUCUCAUCCGCACUGCACAGCCGCCAUCAUCCAAGAGGACCUCAAGCAGUCGGACGACAGUUUACGCUGUUAUUUGUUCAACUGCACGUAUAGGGGCAGGAAUGUGUGCUCGUUUUCAUUUCAGCCAGGAUUCAGCACCUACAGUCGGGUGAACAACAGCUCUAGACCCCCCCCAACAACGGACAGUCCGAGCACUUCAGCCGGGAGACCUACGUAUGGGAUCGAUGAGGACGAGUCCGUAAUGCAGGGUUUGGAUGAGCCGCCCCGUAGUGAUGCGGGUCAGGACUUGGUGGUUCAACUACCAACAGACUGGGCGGUGCUAGAUGGCAGAGAUAGCACUGAUGAUCAUGACAUCAUACAUUAUGAAUGGGCUCUUGUAAAAGGAGACCCCUCCAUUAAAAUAAAGGUGACUCACCCAGGUCUACUGAAACUCAGUGGUCUUAGAGAAGGAAUUUACACCUUUGAGCUGACCGUCACCGACACGGCGGGACAGAAGAGCUCUGACAAUGUGUCUGUCAGCGUACUCGCCCCUGCACCAAAUGCAGAAGUGUGUACAGGUCACUGUUCGCGAUAUCAGUUCAUGUGUGAUGAUGGCUGCUGCAUUGACAUUGGUUAUGCCUGCGAUGGAAAGCAACACUGCCCUGACCGAUCAGAUGAAGAUUUCUGCCAAAAUUUUGAUAGUGGUCAUAAGUCCAACCCCGCCUCUAAACAUGGACCAGAUAUACAAACUGAAGCAGAAGCCCAGACACCCACAGAAAUACAGUUCGGUGAUAUCCCUAAACCUGAGCAACGUCAACAUAAUGGCUUCAAUUCUGAAGAUCCCUGUGCAGCGCCCCCAGUGGUCGGCCCGUGUAAAGGCGUUUUCCCACGCUGGUAUUAUGAUUCUAAAACAGGAGAUUGCCAGCACUUUCAGUAUGGUGGCUGCAAAGGAAACCACAACAACUUCCUCCAGAAGUCUGACUGCAUAAAUGAGUGCAUUCAGAAACUAUUAACAAAACAUCAGGGCACUGCAACUCCAUUACCCAGCGUGAAAGCAAACACAUCUCCCAUUGCUUCUGUCCAUAAGGAAAAACUGCAAAAUCCUCUUAAAGAGUCUCAAAAUUCACUGCCAUCAUUUAAAAUACAACGUGUGCUGGAAGGACACCCACCCCCUGAAUCAGGUGCGAUCUUACCCCUGGCUUUGGGUCUGAUCAUCAGCGUUCUGCUCUUACUGAUGGUGGGUUGCAGGCUCUGGCUUGUACGUCGCAGACUGAAGAAAGCGUUGCCUCUCACCACAGAAGAGUCUGAUUACCUCAUCAAUGGCAUGUAUCUGUAGCAGAACCGCCACCUGCCAAUCAACCCUCCAAUCUGCUGCACCAUUUGUGUGACUGUGUGUAUAAAGGAGACAUAGGUCGUCACAGGAUCCUAAUGCUCAGAUAGCCAGCCCUGCUCAUGGGGCUGGUUGCAUCAGCUGUAUGUAAGAUACAACUUAGCCUAGUUGUGACAUAAAGGGACAAUAAAUUCCAUCAUUAAACUUGACGUUACAUACAAACGAAAUAUUUCCAUUAGCUUCCGUCAAGGAAUAGUGCUUGGAAUGAAAUGGCAGAUUGAGUGAAUUGGAUCAGUAAGCUAAUGCUUUACCUGCCAGACUUUUAAAUACCUAAAGCGAAUACGAUGAUGUUGCCAUUUACAAAGAGACAACAUUAUGUGAAUUAAUGGUAUGUUUGCAGCUCUAAAUUAAUUAAUUAUAAUUAAUUAAUAUUUUGUUGUAACAGUAUUUAUUUAUUGCUCAAUUUCAAAUACAGUUUAUGUAAAACCUAUUUUUUAUUUUUACUUUGAGUAUAUUUCAAUGGGAACUAAAUUUUAAAGUUAGUUACGUGAAGCAAAGGAAGUUAGAAUCAACCUUAACAAGAUAAUUCACAUAAUUCCAACAAAACUUCUGUUCACAAAUAUGAAGGCUGCUCCAGGAUAAAAGUCAUUAAGUGACUACACAUAACAGAGAGCCUACAACCUACAUGCUACGUUCCGCCUUAAAAACAAAUGGCGCAACCAAAAUAAAAAAAAAAAAAACUAAGUUACAAACUAGCUAGUAAUUAAUAAGCCCCAAAUGUGGAACUUACAAACGGUUUGUGCAACCGUACCCUGGAGAGCUACCAUCCUCCAAUGCUAAUCAAACACACCUGAACCACCUAACCAGAGCAUUUAGAAUUACUUGAAAAUUACAGACUGGUGUGUUGGUGCAGGGUUGGAACUUGCCUCUGCAGGAAGGUAUUGUAGUUCUCCAAAAGCAGGGUUGACUAUUAUUGAUCUAUUGAUUGAUGAGUUUAGUGAAUCUCAAAUCAUGGUAUCUGGAAAAUAACAUUUCAAACAUGUGAAUGGCACACUGUUUUGGGGGGGGGAAAUUCAUUUUGUCACGCUGGCAGCAAUUAUGCAGAUAUAUGUGACUGCAACAAAGAUUUCUGUGGUAUAAAGAUGCAGUAGUAUGAUUUGACAUGUCGAAAUACUGGCAUACUGGCUUAACACAAAUUUAAGAGUAUAUACUUCUUGUUGAAGUGAGAAUUUGGAUUCAGCUUUAUUUUUUUAAUGAAGCAUGGUACACUACGAGCUUGCCUGAUAUAUUUUGACCUUUAAUAAGAGCAUUUAUCUGUUUUAAUUUGGGAGAAUUUCUGAAAAAUGUGCUCAGCUUUAAUAGGAGAAACAUUUAAACCAUUAUGUUUCUGCAUCCUUAUAUGACCAUAUGCUUGACAGUACAACAGAGUUCACUAUAUCCAUUAAUAAUCUCAGUCCAGGGAAUACAGCUUUAGUGACUGUAAUUAUUGGUGCCGUCCUACAAGUUCUAGAUUGCAACUUUACAAUUAAAAA
Labeo rohita (rohu) is the source of this 3359-nucleotide messenger RNA. It is a transcript of the gene lrp11, whose product is annotated as low density lipoprotein receptor-related protein 11. The record is from RefSeq and is a predicted model, not a curated record. Lineage: Eukaryota; Metazoa; Chordata; Actinopteri; Cypriniformes; Cyprinidae. Gene Ontology annotation, molecular function: protein binding; serine-type endopeptidase inhibitor activity. The transcript is spliced from 9 exons. Bases 187 to 1833 code for a protein of 548 amino acids.